Molecule: messenger RNA, 5211 nt
Organism: Syzygium oleosum
Lineage: Eukaryota; Viridiplantae; Streptophyta; Magnoliopsida; Myrtales; Myrtaceae
Product: protein TORNADO 1
Exons: 3
Coding region: 949-5088 (1379 amino acids)
Molecular function (GO): protein binding
Source: RefSeq, a predicted model, not a curated record
CAAAAGAAAAGGCAAAUUAAAAACCAUAGAUUGCGGUAACAUCUGGAACGGGCUCCGGCACCCGGGAAAUCUUUUUGGAUGGACUUGGCCCAUCGCGGACCGCCUGAUCUCGGCCGUUUGAUGGCGUAGGACCUGUAAAGCAAGGGGUGGGAUUAGCCCGGACCAUCACGAAAUAAGGGUCUAACCAAGAACUGUCACAUGGGCCAGUUGCUUGCGGCUUGGGAGCAUAAAAGUCCACACUACCAUUCAAGAUUUGUUUUUCUGCUGUAAAGAUAGAUCUUUCUAGAGAGAGAGAGAGAGUUAGUGAGAAUUAGCAUCAUUGUUGUCCACCAGAGAUGCACUGCUUUAUAGGAUUUCCUUCUGCUUUGGCCCAUAUGAAAAGUAGGACAGGUAAAAGGGGUGAAGUUUGUGUAAACGGGCCAAAAAGGUCAAAAAAGGUGAAAAUUUUUCAGUAGCGUGUCCAGAUUUUAGUUCAUCAUGCCAACAUGAGCCAACCACAGUGCUCACUUUGUACAGCAGCACAGCUAAGAACAGAACAACCCCACAUUGCUUGAAUCAGCAAGUCGCCCACUAAAUAUCUGGUUCAGAAAUUUCAAUAGAUGACCAGAAUCAAUUACAAGAUCUAAAGGACAUAAAUGAGCCAAAACCAAGAGACUGUGUAGGUUGAGAAGAAGUAGAAUUUAAAGAAUCCUUUCAAUUUGCGACAGCAGUUGCACAAUAGAAUAACUUCAAAGAGAAGUAAGAGAUAAAGCACAAGUGAAGCAAGAAUGCAUAGGAAGAAGCUCAGUGAACCCUUUCUGGUUCUUGGACAAAACCAGAAAGAAAAGCAGAAUCCACACUAAAGAGUACCUAGCCAUCAACCUCAUGAAUUCGCAAGUCCUUCAAAGUGCUUGGCUGUUGAAACCAUAGGGUGAUUUCUUGAGCAAGCAAGCGAUUCCUACAGUGCGCAUGGCAAUGGCGUCAGAGGAGAGACUCGGAGAUCUGCAAUGUGUUGUACAUGCAAUCGGAUCUGAAAGUCUCGUUUUGCAUAACAUUUCCUUCGACCUCUCACAACCCAAGUCUGGUUAUUUUCAGGAAACGGAAAGUUCCUUGAAUGUGAACAUCAGUAAAGACAACCUCCAGUACUUCUCCCACCUCCUUACAGCAAUAGGAACAUCCAAGAAUGCUCACUCAUCCUUGAGAAACCUCGAGUUCCACGGUGUCAGUUGGGAACUGCAACUAGUAAAAACCUUGGGAGGGCUGUUCGAGCAUAGCUCGAGCAUCAAGGAAGUUGUGUUCCGGAGGAACAGAUUCAGUGCGGAUUGUUUGGCACAGUUGUCCGAAUUUCUGAAGAGUAAUAAAGUGAUCAGAGAAAUGACUUUCUGCGAAUCCGCUCUCGGGGCCGCAGGAGCGGGGCUGCUAGCGUCCGCUCUCAAGUACAAUGACAGUUUGGAGGAGUUGCAAAUAUGGGAAGACUCGAUCGGCCCAAAAGGUGCAGAGGAACUCUCGAAGAUGAUCGAAGUGAACUCCACGCUAAAGCUGCUGAGGAUUUUCGACUCGAACUCCAUAACAGCGACACCACUAAUUUCAGCAGUAUUGGCAAGAAAUAGGAUCAUGGAAGUUCAUAUUUGGAGUGGAGAAAAAAAAGAAAGGAGUUCCAAGGUGGUGGAGUUUGCGCCUGAGAACAGCACGUUGCGGAUAUAUCGGCUCGAUCUCUCGGGAACUUGCAGGGUUGCAUGUGCUCUAGGUAUGAAUCUCACGGUAAAAGCACUUGACCUGACUGGGGUCCGACUGAAAUCACAGUGGGCGAAAGAGUUCCGGUGGGUCCUGGAACGGAACCAGACUCUUCAAGAGGUGAACCUGUCAAAAACUUGCCUUAAGGACAAAGGAGUUGUUUAUGUCGCAGCUGGACUCUUCAAAAACCAGAGAUUGCAAAGCUUGUAUCUCGACGGGAAUUGGUUUGGUGGUGUUGCUGUCGAACAUUUACUUUGUCCAUUGAGUAGGUUCUCUGCUCUUCAGAUACAGGCUAACAUAACCUUAAAGUCCGUGGCUUUUGGAGGUGAAAGAACCAAAAUCGGAAGAGAUGGAUUGGCAGCCAUUUUGCAGAUGCUAACAACCAACGAAAGUUUGACACAUCUCGGUAUAUAUGACGACGAGAGUUUGAGACCAGAAGACUUCAUCAAAAUCUUCAAGAGCUUAGAAAGAAAUGCUACAUUAAGAUACUUGUCAUUGAAAGGUUGCAAGGGGGUAAAGGGGGAGCCGGUGUUGCAGGCAAUAAUGGAAACCUUGCAAAUCAAUCCAUGGAUCGAGAGUAUCGAUCUAGUCGGAACUCCGCUGCACAACUCAGGGAAGACAAAUGGGAUAAACCAAAGACUGGGCCAAAGCGAGAGGACUGAACCGGAAAUCGACUUGAUGAAAGACAUGCCGCUUGUGAUGCCCAAGACAUGUAGAGUCUUCCUGUGUGGGCAGGAAGAUGCAGGUAAAACCACACUGUGUCAUUCCGUAUCACAAAAUUUCUCUUCCUCGCGGCUUCCCUACAUUGAUCAGGUCAAGACUCUAGUAAAUCCAGUUGAGCAAGCGGUCAAACCAACUAGAAUGAAGAUAAAGACUUUCAAGGAUGAAGAGACAAAGAUUUCAAUAUGGAACCUUGCGGGUCAGCAUGAGUUCUAUUCCCUCCAUGACCUCAUGUUUCCAGGGCAGGGAAGUGCAUCAUUCUUCCUAAUUAUCUUGAGUUUGUUCAGAAAACCGAACAACAGAGAACCAAAGACGCCAGCAGAGGUGGAGGAAGACAUCCAAUACUGGCUCAGGUUCAUAGUCUCCAAUUCCGUCAGAGCAGCACAGCAGUGCAUGCUGCCCUAUGUCACAGUAGUUCUCACACAUUAUGACAAAAUCAAUCAAGCAUCUGAAAAUGUGCAGCUAAUAGGGAACUCAAUUCAGAGGGUAAGAGAUAAGUUCCAGGGGUAUGUAGACUUUUACCCUACAGUAUUCACAGUCGACGCAAGAUCCACUGCAUCUGUUAGUAACCUGACCCAUCACCUUCGAAGGACUAGUAAGACAAUCCUCCAAAGAGUCCCUAGGGUUUACCAGCUCUGCAAUGACUUGGUGCAAAUUCUGUCGGACUGGAGAGCAGAACACUACGGAAGACCCGCUAUGAAGUGGAAGGAGUUCAGUGAGCUGUGUCAAAUUAAGGUUCCAUGUUUAAGAGUUCGUUCAAGGCACGAUAACAAAGAGAAGGUGGAGAUCAGGAGGCAUACUGUGGCUUCAUGCCUUCACGAUAUAGGCGAAGUCAUCUACUUUAAUGAUUUGGGAUUCCUGAUCUUAGACUGUGAGUGGUUUUGCAGUGAAGUGCUUGGCCAACUGGUGAGAUUAGAAGUCAGAAGGCACGGGUCAUCAGACAGUAACGGUUUUAUUGGCAGAAAAGAACUGGAGAAGAUUCUCAGAGGAAGCCUACAGAGCCCCAUUCCUGGAAUGGGUUCAAAAGUAUUUGAGAACUUGGACGCGAGUGACCUUAUAGGGAUGAUGCUGAAAUUAGAGCUAUGUUAUGAACAAGACCCAUCGGAUCCAAAUUCUCUGCUGCUUAUCCCGUCAAUCCUUGAAGAAGGCAGAGGAAGGCCGCAGAGGUGGCCAUUUAGCACACCCGACUGCCUUUAUGCAGGACGGCAUCUCGAGUGUGAUGAUUCAAGUCACAUGUUUCUUACGCCAGGCUUCUUCCCCCGUUUACAGGUACACCUCCACAACAAAGUUAUGGCACUGAAGAACCAACAUGGAGCAACUUACAGUCUCGAGAAGUACCUCAUCAUCAUAAACAUCAAUGGCAUGUAUAUCAGGGUGGAACUUGGAGGACAACUAGGAUACUACAUUGAUGUCCUGGCAUGCUCCACUAAGAAUCUGACAGAAACACUCCGACUCAUACAGCAGCUCAUUAUUCCGGCUAUCCAAAGCUUCUGCCAUGGUGUCAACUUGACCGAAAACAUCAUGCGUCCAGAAUGCGUGAGAAGUCUAACAGCCCCUAGAUACCGGAAAUCUCAGUUUGUCUCUUCGCAACAACUGAAGCAGGCGCUCCUCUCAGUUCCUGCUGAGAGCAUGUAUGAUUAUCAGCACACGUGGUGUCCAGUCUCAGAGUCCGAAAGACCUGUGCUUGGCGCUGGCUUUGAUUUUGCUCGGGACCUCUUAUCGGAUGAUGACUUCCGUGAGGUGCUGCACCGCAGGUAUCACGACCUGUACAACCUUACAAAUGAACUGCAAGUUCCAAAUGAAAACAACCCAGAUGGACCUGAAAGCUCCAUGACGACAACUGAGGAACCGGACUGUAGAGUUGAGCCGACAUUUGGUGGUAUUGCCAAGGGAGUUGAAGCAGUUCUGCAGAGACUGAAAAUCAUUGAGCAGGAAAUCAGAGAUCUGAAACAGGAGAUCCAAGGGCUCAGAUACUAUGAGCACAGACUCCUCCUUCAGCUUCACCACAAAGUAAACUAUCUUGUCAACUAUAAUGUCCUAGUCGAAGAAAGGAAAGUGCCCAACAUGUUCUAUUUCGUGAGAACAGAGAACUACUCAAGGAGGUUGGUAACCAAUGUAAUAUCAGGCAUGACGGCACUUCGACUACACAUGUUAUGUGAAUACCGCAGAGAAAUGCAUGUGGUUGAAGAUCAGAUGGGAUGCGAAAUGAUGCAUAUUGAUAACAGGGCAGUACAAUGCUUGGCUCCCUACAUGACAAAAUUCAUGAAAUUAAUCACGUUUGCACUUAAGAUCGGAGCCCAUCUAGCUGCCGGGAUGGGAGAGAUGAUCCCCGACUUGAGCAGGGAAGUUGCUCAUCUAGCCGAUUCUUCCCUCAUGUGCGGAGCAGCAGGGGUAGUUGCCGCGGGGGCCGUUGGAGCCGCUGCAACAUCCAGAAGCAGAACCACUGACCGCUCGAGGGAUAUGCAACAAGAUCUACGAGCAGCACAACAAUGGGUAGUGGAUUUCCUGAGGGACCGCAGCUGUGCAACUGGGAAAGAUAUCGCAGAGAAGUUUGGACUGUGGAGGAUUCGAUACAGAGAUGAUGGGCAGAUUGCGUGGGUCUGCCGGAGGCAUAUGUACACCAGAGCAAAUGAAAUAAUCGAAGUACCGAUUUAAUGAAGCACAGGCCUCUAAAGAGAUCAUUGUACUUUGUCUAUGUAAUUUAUGCAAUAGAACCCAAUUAACUUUUCAUCGAUUAACGCAUUGGUGCAAUUCAUACUUCUAAAGGCUUUCGCUUAA